GCAGCAGCAGGGAGGGAGGAGCGACGCACACGACACGGCCUGCUUGCAUUUGCCUGAUCAGGCAGCCGUGAGCAGCGCGGCGAACGAGUCCCGACUUCUUUUCUGUUCGCGCCGCAGCGCAGGCAGCCAGCCACGGCUCGAGCGUGCAUGCGUGCCACAUCGAUCACGCUCGUUUGGAAAUGCGAAAUGCUUGCGCCCGAUUGUCCCUCCUCAGGCAUGUGAGACACCUGUUCCACGCUGCUCCAACUUCGCCGACGCUGUUAUGGCUCCGUUUGUUGCCUGCUGAUGCUUGUGCGGUCUACGCUUCUUCCAGGGCCGUGAUCGAAGCUUCAGUCUAACGGUGCUGUUCCAAGUUAUACAGCCAGUGAUACCUGCUUCGUGGCGAGUGUAUACCGACAAGCGUACAACGCAGAAGCCUUCCAGGCCGGCCCAGCGGCUGCGUCGCGUACUUCGGCUCGUAUAUUUGUCUGUCGGUAUUCGUCAGCAAGUGGUGGCGAAAUUAUCGCGAAAUAACGACUGCGGGUUGAAGCGCGUGUGUGUGGUUGUGCCUCGCUUCCUGUUUGUGUGGCGUUCGUGUCUUUUUCAUUUUGUGCGCGCGUGAUACAGACGGGGCCUGAGCGCUGCCGUCACUUCGCGAGUGCCCGUCGUAGGUAUAUACGCUCCGGGUGUGUGUGCGCGUGUUUUGUGCGGUCGCGAUGGAUACGCCGGACAACAAGCAGCAGGGAGGCAAGCCUGGCUCGGUGACGUCGUCUAUCCAGUCCGCAUUCAAGGUCAUGAUGAACAAGCACAUAUCGUGGCCCUGGUCGCCACGCCUCGUCUACCACGUCAAUCCAAGCGACUCCGUGACACUGUGUACGCUGGGCAUCGGCACUGCGUUCGGCGAGUCCGUGCUCGACAACAGCCCCCACAGUGCCACCGUGGUCACCAACGAGUACUGCGAGCUGCUGAGGAUCGAGCAGAGGGACUUUCGAUCCAUCUGGGAGCGGAACAGGCACCUCAUGGAGGACAUCGUGUCCCCGCUGAGCACUCUUCGCACCAUAUCAAGUUCCACACGGCGGCGAGAGAGCCGGGCGCAGUCGAACGGCACCCUGCGCACCAUCCCGCCUCCUGCGGCGGCGCCGGCAAAGCCAGCCGCGGCCGAACCAGCACCGCUGCCCUCUCGGCAUCCGCCGUCGCCCACCGAGCCGUUCCACAGCAAUCGGCUACUCGUGUCUCAGCCGACGGCACAGGUGCACCGGGCGGGAUGGGUUCUGCGCACGCUGCUGCUGUUCCAGGCGCCUCAGCUGGUCCGCGACCGCAAAUACCACAUGCGCCACUUCAAGCGAUGCAUGGUGGGCACCGAGAUGGUCGACUGGCUGCUCCAGGUGCCGGCCACCCACGUGCGCCUUAACUCGCGCGCACAGGCAGCCGGCAUGUGGCAGGUCCUACUCGAGGAAGGAGCGAUCAACCACGUGACGCGCGAGCACCAGUUCAAGGACAAGUACAUGUUCUACCGGUUUCGCGAGGACGAGGAGGAGCCCACCAAGUUGCCCACGUCCGAAGACCGAGUGCAGGCUGAGGAAGAACUGCAGGACGUGCUCCUGCUGCUUAUGCAGCUCACGCCGGACGCCGUGCUGCGCAUGAUACUGCGGAAGCCGCCCAUGGAGAGGACCCUCGACGAUCUGGACCUUAUCUACGAAGAGCUGCUUCACAUCAAGGCCCUGUCGCACCUCUCCAACAGCGUCAAGCGCGAACUCUACGGGGUGAUGAUCUUCGAGUCGCACCCUAAGGCCGGAACUAUACUCUUCAACCAAGGUGACGAGGGCAAGUCGUGGUACAUCAUACUGCGGGGCUCCGUCAACGUUGUUAUCUACGGCAAGGGCGUCGUGUGCACUCUGCACGAGGGAGACGACUUCGGCAAGCUGGCGCUCGUCAACGAUGCACCACGCGCGGCGACCAUAACGACUCGCGAAGACAACUGCCACUUUCUGUGCGUCGACAAGGAAGACUUCAACCGCAUCCUGAGGGACGUGGAAGCGAACACAGUGAGAUUAAAAGAACACGGCCAAGAUGUUCUUUUGCUGCAAAAGAUACCAGCUGACGCAAGGAGCACUAAUGGUGCCCAUUCGCAUUACAAAUAUAUGGUCAUGGCCGGAACACCGCAGAAGAUGUUGGAACAUCUAUUAGAAACUCGUAUAGACACAAGAACAGAAGAAUCCUCAGAUACCUUCUUAGAAGAUUUCCUGCUAACUCACGUCAUAUUUAUGCCAAGUCAUCAGCUGUGCCCUGAACUUAUGAAGCAUUAUCGCAUCGAUCUUGCGAAUUCGAGGCAGGAGAAGGAAUUCAUCCUCGCAAACAAAAGACGGGUUGUGCAAUUCGCCAACAGCUGGGCGCUCACUGUCCGGGAGGCCUUUUUCGAGGAUCCAGUCAUCCAGGCUUUCGUAGAUGAGCUCUUGAAGGCGGUCAAAGAAGACAGCACCAAAUACGCAGGCUGCCUUCAGGAAGAGCUCAGGACAAUGACGAGGAUCAUGGACUUGCAGGAAAAUGUAUUUCUUUUCAGAUACGUGAAAGAACACGAGUGCGCGGCGCCGCAGCGUUGGAAAGUGGGGCCCUUCGGCCACAUCCGUCACCUGUCGUCCGGGAGCACGACGUCUGAGGACACGGUCGACGUGCAUCGGCCCAUCAAGCCCAAUGAUGAGAUAAUCUUCAGGGUAUACUGUGCCGACCACACGUACACCACACUCAAGACUGCGGUGAGCGCAACGGCCGAGUUCAUCAAGAGAAACGCUGCCGAAAAGUUGAGCCUCAAAGAUGACCUGGUGCUGGUUGAAGUGAAAUCUUCAGGAGAACGUAUCGCAUUCAAGGACUCUGAGGUGAGCGUACCUACCGGUCUGAGUAUCAAUGGAAGGGUCUUCAUUUCGCCGGCAGAUCACCUGGAUGCCCUCACGCCUCUGAGCGAACAAGAGGGCCCGGCGGAAGGGACAGGUGCACUUCUGGAGACACUCAGCUCGCACGACAUCGCCUACCACAUGUCCCUCUACGACUGGCAUCUAUUCUCAUGCAUACACGAGUACGAACUCAUCUACCAGGUAUUCGGCAGGCAUCAAUUCCGGAAGAUCAUGUCCAACCUAGACGUGUUCCAGCGGCGGUUCAACGAAGUUCAGUUCUGGGUCGUCACUGAGAUGUGCCUGGCGAAUACGCUCAGCCGGAGGGUUGCUCUUCUGCGGAAGUUCAUCAAAAUCGCUUCCCACUGCCGUGAGUACCAGAACUUGAACGCGUUCUUCGCCAUCGUCAUGGGACUGAGCAACGUGGCCGUGAGCCGGCUGAGUCAGACCUGGGAGCGGCUGCCGGGAAAAGUGAAGCGCACCUUCGCCGAAUUCGAAACGCUCAUCGACCCGUCGCGAAACCAUCGGCGGUACCGCGUGGCUGUGUCCAAGGUGCAGCCGCCGCUGGUACCAUUCAUGCCACUCCUGCUAAAGGACAUGACCUUCUGCCACGAAGGCAACAAGACCUACAUCGACGGGCUUGUCAACUUCGAGAAAAUGCACAUGAUUGGUCAGACACUUCGGUCACUGAGGCACUCAAGAAGCCAAAGACUAAAUUUGGAGCCACCACCACCAGGAAAGGCUCAGCAAGAUGUUCGAGAGUAUAUAAGAACACUCAAGGUGAUCGACAAUCAGAGGAGGCUUACACAACUCUCGCAUGCUUUGGAGCCACGACGACCAUGAAGACGAUGCUCCAGUCUUAAUUUAUUCAGACUUAGCAUGAAAUGCUAGCCACGAUCUAUGAGACGUCAUUGUUCUCAGCUUCCCUUGGAACUCAUUGUUAACAUUGUAGUUUAGGUGUAAAUGCGGAAACAAAGACACUCUUCAUAUGGUGCAUACAGAAUUGUGUUAUAUAUACAAGAACGGUUAAGGAAGGCAGUGAAGACCAAUCGUCCAUUUAGAAAAAAGCCACUUGCCAGCAAAUGGAGAGCAAAAGGUUCAUUGAAAAAGGGCAGGAGGAGGAGGGAUGCAGCUGUCACUACAACCGCUGCUGUCAUGGCAGCACUACUACUACAUUCAGGCUGUUUUACUCAUGGUUGUUGCCUCAAGACUCCACUGUUGCAGUCUAUUUGUGGUUAUUUUCCCAAUGCUCACUGUUCUCCACCAGAUGUGAGGGGAAAUGGCAAAGAUAGCAGAAGUUUGUAGAGGUUCUAAAAAGGCAGUUUUGAAGCUUUGUUGCAUCUGAGCAGCUUCUCGAAUGGAACUCCGAUUCCAUGAAUGAAUUUUUCACUUAUUAUCAAUUAUAAUACAUGGCAUGUGCUGUUUCACGGCGCCGAAUAUAUAGAUAGUGCCAUUCGUGGAAAUAAUGUUCAUCUGAACAGGUCUGGUAUGUUUGGCCAUCUGCUCGGUUACCAAAAGAAACAUAUACACAGUCAAAUUUUUAAACUGAUAUUUUGGUUACAGUGCAGGCUUUGUAGUAUUUCUACAAAAUAUGAGAACAUAACAUUUUGGUCAGGGUUGUGAUCGCUCACUGCAUGUUUUUAAAACAUGCCUUUUAAGUAAUAUGCCUCUCAAUCAAAAUUUCUACGAAAAGGUGGCGAUUGUAUUCAAGGAAGUCUUAAAAGGAAAACUAGUAUUAACACUGCAAAAAUUAAAAAAAAACUGUAGCCAUCACUGUACUGGUCCUCUAAAUGACCACGCAUCGCACUUCUGCUGUUUUCUCUGCCAUUUCCGUUUUAUUUCCUGCAUUGUCCUUGGCUUCACACCGUGCUGUGGCAAGUCUUGAGCUAUUGAUGGAUCCUCCUAGCCCAGUGUAAAGUCCUGACCAAGUAAAUGGUCUAGAUUUUUUUGUUUCCCAGAAAAACCACAUGUUUGUGAACAAAACUCCUGAGCUGGGGUACUUGUACCUGAACUAUUUUUGAGAGACCGCUUCGUUCCUGGACAGAUUUUUUAUGUAGACCUUUACCCAGAUUCUACAAGAUGUUGUACAUACAUUUGUACAGUGUAGAAGAACAUAUUUUCAUUGAGUUUUAUUUGUUCUACAUGUUCUCGUCAUUCCUUGCUGUUGCAUGCUGUUUAUUUAUAACAUAUGUAUACAUGUACAUCGAGACUAUUCAGUUUAACACCAUUCCAGUUAUUUAAGUUAGCUUCAUGUGUCCGUAUUUUUAUCCGCUCCACACAGGAUUAAUGCAUGCUCUCUCCAAUGUUUUUCAUUCACAGUGGCAUUCAUAUUCCACCUAACAAUAUGUCAAGUAAGCAUCUUCACCCUCUUCUUCACAUAAAAAAAAGUUGCAUGGUAGCACCUGCCCUCAAGAUGAAGGCGACGUGAACAAACUCAGACUUGAUCAUUUAAACUAACUCAUAUUACAUUCUAACUAGACACUUGCAUUAUCUAGAUCGCACUAUUUACAAAUCUAACAUGAAAUACAGUCAUGAUAUAAUUUAGAGAAUUGCCAACAAACUGUGUCAGUUGCCUUGAAGUAGGUAACAUAGCUAUGGAUAAGACGGAUACUUGUGAAGCUGCUUGAGGGAUAUCAAACUAUAAUUCGGUGCAAUAAAAUUUCUCAUUGGUCCAUCACAAGUGGCAAAAAAUUUCUUUUUGAAAAAAGCACACUUGGCAGAUAUCAUUUGUGGCUUACAUUGAGCUGCUGAUGUAAAUGUGCAUUGCCACCAAGUUAUAAACAGCUACCAGUGUGUAAUUCCUGUAGUAUGUUUUUGAAGUGUUUCCUGUGUAUUGUGGGAUUAAGAAGGAAAUUGUUUGACACUUUCCGUUGGUUAAAAACCUAUAUUGUUCCAUGAAAAAGCGAACAAGGUAAAAACACAAUAACUGCAUUGCAAACUUAGCGUGUCGCCAGCUUUCAUCCAUCAUUCAACUGCUUCGACACAGUCCAAGAAAUUUAGACUCACAUGGGCUUUAAUGUUUUCUGGGGAAUGGGCAGGUUCUACACUUAGGGUAUCGACGUGGAGCGUAAAAACAUUGGUCAUGUCCAUAGCUUAUAUGUAAUCCCUUUAUAAGAUUGAUUAUGUGCCGAUUGUUAAUUUGUGCAUGUUUAUACAUCGGCUUGUUUAUCGUGAACAUCGUACAUCUCUGUGUAACCGUAUUCAUACAAACUGCACUGCAAACUUGCAGGUUGCAUACAGAGCACGCCAGUGCAAAUGAGUGUAUUACUGUGCACCCAAGAGAGCCUACGUUUUUCACUGGGCAAUGCACUGAGAAUCCCCUUGACAUCUCGGCUUCUGCAUUGCACUAGUUUCUUUUCUUUAUUCGUGUGUUGGAAAAACCUAAGGAAAAAAAUGUUAACAGCAAUAUAGCUAGCUAAUUGAACUCACUAAACGAGACAGCACAGAAUAUUCGAAAAUGUGGAAAAAAAGGAUCUAUGCAAACUAGAAUGUAGACGACUGCCUCAAGUUGCUUUCUCACGACUUGAUGCUUUAGGGUGUUCAAAUUGCUGUUCAGAAUUCAACCGUGUGGUUCGGCGAAGAUUAGGCAGCCUACAUAUUGUCUUGCAUGUUUGUCAGUGUUACUUAAGUAGUGACACCAUCGGAGUGCAACUUUGUAAUCUGCUUAUCAUUAGUUCAUUCCGUUUUCACGCAUUAUUCUGUCCCUGCUAAUGUGCUUAAAUGUACAGUAUUUCACGCGAGUCUGUGUUGCGGCACUGUUCCUCAUCGCCAUUGUCUCUUUCUCUAGCAAAUGUUUUCUUGUUUUUUCUUUCUUCUCUCUUUGACUUACACGCCUGAAUGCUGCCCUUCUGAACAUUAAUCGUUAGCUGUGUGACCAUGUAUGUUUUAUUCCGUACUGCACCAACCUAAGAAUCUGGCGUUUUCAAACGUUUGUCUUGUUUUCAUGCGUGCAGUAUCUGCUUAGGUGUGUACAAGAACAGUGUGACGUUUAAAAAAAUAGCUUCGUGAACAGUUGUAAAAUACACGAAUCUGUGUGUGUAUUUAUAACCAAAAAUUUUGUUUUUCCCAUAUAAAUAUGUAUAUUCCUCAUGUAAAAUAUGUUUUGAUAUUUGUAUGAAUAUACAGUAAAUACAUAGCGUGAUAAGAAAGAAA
Messenger RNA from Rhipicephalus sanguineus (brown dog tick), 7016 nucleotides. RefSeq names its product rap guanine nucleotide exchange factor 4 (gene Epac). NCBI's taxonomy places the organism in Eukaryota, Metazoa, Arthropoda, Arachnida, Ixodida, Ixodidae. Gene Ontology annotation, molecular function: guanyl-nucleotide exchange factor activity. The coding region runs from base 696 to 3707 and encodes 1003 amino acids. The transcript is spliced from 24 exons. Gene Ontology annotation, biological process: positive regulation of GTPase activity; Ras protein signal transduction. Gene Ontology annotation, cellular component: plasma membrane. The record is from RefSeq and is a predicted model, not a curated record.